Blepharisma stoltei is the source of this 1467-nucleotide messenger RNA. NCBI's taxonomy places the organism in Eukaryota, Ciliophora, Heterotrichea, Heterotrichida, Blepharismidae. The record is from the annotation of a GenBank genome assembly.
AUGUCUAAACAGAUUAACGACUACGUUAUUGAUGGAGUCAUCAAAAGCAUCCGCGACACUUUGCAUCGACACACAGGCAGCAUCAGCUCAGAUAUAUCUCAUAGCCCACGGAGCAAUAUGGUUUCAGAGAGUUACUAUGGCUCAAAUACCUCUUUUGAAAAACCAAUAAGGCUGCCUUUUCAAAAUUCCAAAUCAUCCCAACGGCCUUCUUCUCAAAAUAGUAGACACACCAGGACUACAUAUUCAAUGGACAUGGACUGAUCUAGUCGGCCUAUUUCAAAAGAGCACAGCCCAAUCGCUUCUCCAUCCCCAGUGCUUCUUGAUGAAUCCUUAGAAAACAUUACAACAAAUCAAGAUAAUCGAUCUUCAAUAAGCGGGCUUAGUUAUGACUCUUUGCAUAGAUUUACUCCUAGGCUUGAGUCUAUUCCACAGCACAAUUUAGACGUCACUUUUAAGCAGCAGCCAUUUAAAGAGAAGCAAAAUCAAUUUUUCGAUAACAAAGAAAAUAAUUCGAAAAUGGAACUGGAGAAACUGAAUGACUCCAAGGACAAACAAAUUAAAGACCUAGAACUCAAGCUCAAAGAAGCUGCAAAUACUAAUGAAGACCACAAGAAUGAAAUCUGGGACUUGAAAAAGGAAAACAAAGCUCUUCAAAAAGAUAGUGAAGAACUGACAGUUUUGAGGGGCAAACUUAGAGAAAUGGAUCAGAAACUUAUUGUUUUGGAAAAAGAAAAAGAUGGUUUAGGUUCAGAGAAUCUAGAACUCAAGAAAAAAGUCAAAACAAUAGAAAUAGAAGCAAAUAAAUUGGAUAAUAGAAAUAGCAAUUACUUCAAAGAAAUCGAGAUGAUCAAAAACAAAUACAAUGAAAACUGUGACGCAUUUAUUGCUUUGAAAAAAGAAAAUCUAGCCAUAAUUGAAGAAAGGGAUGGGUAUCGGAAAUCUUCGACCGAGCUUGCAGAAAAGUGCGAGAAAAUGAGCAAAGAGAAAUACGAGCUAGAGGAGAGAAUAACAGAUUUGAAGCGCCUUUUAAAAGAAAGAGCUGAGCUAAAGUACCGUAAUAUUGAUAAGCUAAUCGAAGAAAGCCAAAUCAAAAUUGGCUACUUCGAUGAAAGAGUAAAGUUUCUGGAAAACGAAAACAAGCAGCUUAAAGACCGCCUAGCAGAAUCACAAGCCCUCCUCGAGAUCGAGAGAAAUAACUCAAACAUAAGCAGUCUCUCCAUCAAAGCUGCAAACAGACGGUCAAGCUCUAUUGGAGAGACCACAAGUCCUCUCUCCCUAAGCCACUUAGUCAAGAAAAGUCCACUAAAAAAGCAUUCAAAAUCGCACUUAAAGAGGUCAACCAGCAGCAGACUGAUAAAAGAAAUCCAAGACAUCCUUUCCGUCAAUUCCAUAAGUCUCCUAAUUCCGACCAUUGUAGAUCUAGCCAAAUCACGCAGUCACAACCGAAGAGACCGAACUGCUUAUUAA